Messenger RNA from Chondrus crispus (carragheen), 1707 nucleotides. RefSeq names its product Glu-tRNA(Gln) amidotransferase subunit A. Lineage: Eukaryota; Rhodophyta; Florideophyceae; Gigartinales; Gigartinaceae. Gene Ontology annotation, molecular function: glutaminyl-tRNA synthase (glutamine-hydrolyzing) activity. Gene Ontology annotation, biological process: translation. The record is from RefSeq and is a predicted model, not a curated record. Gene Ontology annotation, cellular component: glutamyl-tRNA(Gln) amidotransferase complex.
GUCCCGCGCGGCUUCCAUCGACCGCGACGUCGCCGCCGGCCGCGACCCAGGCCCGCUGGCCGGCGUCCCGGUCGCCGUCAAGGACAACCUGUGCACGGCUGGGCAGCCUACCACAGCCGCGUCGGCGAUCCUGGACGGCUUCUCCCCGGCGUACGACGCCACUGUCGUGGCUCGCCUGCUCGACGCCGGCGCCGUCGUGCUGGGCAAGACCAACAUGGACGAGUUCGGCAUGGGCUCGUCCACGGAGACCUCCGCGUACCACGCCACGAGGAACCCGUGGGACCUGCGCCGCGUGCCCGGCGGCUCAUCUGGCGGCUCGGCAGCCGCCGUCGCCGCGGGAGAAGUCCCGCUCGCGCUCGGCUCGGACACCGGCGGCUCCAUCCGACAGCCGGCGGCAUACUGCGGCGUCACGGGGCUCAAGCCUUCGUACGGACGUGUGUCCAGGCACGGGCUCCUCGCGUACGGGUCCUCGUUCGACACCGUCGGCCCGCUGUGCCGAUCCGUCGCGGACGCCGCGCUGGCGCUGCAAACGAUCGGCGGCGCGGACCGCAUGGACGGUAACACGACCAGCGCCGCCGUGCCCGACUACUUGCGCUCGCUGCCGGAGCAUGCAGACCUGUCCGGCGUCACGCUCGGCGUGGUACAGGAGGCGCUGGGCGACGGCGUAGACGCGGACGUGCGACAGCGCGUGGAGGAGGCCGUGGGUACAAUGCGACGGCUUGGCGCCACUAUUCGCCACGUGUCGCUGCCUGACCUGAGAAGCAUCAUGGCCGCGUACUUUGUACUCGCCUUCUCCGAGGCGUCGGCCAACCUGGCGCGGUACGAUGGAGUGCGAUUUGGCGCGCGCGCCGACAUGGCCGAGGACGCCGGCGCGAUGUACGCGCGGUCGCGUGCCGAGGGCUUCGGCCGGCAGGUGAAGAGGCGCAUCAUGGCCGGCACGUACACACUGUCGGCGGGGUACUACGACGCGUACUACGUGCGGGCGCAGCGCGUGCGCGGGAUGGUGAUGCAGCGGUUCCAGGGGCUAUUCGCGGGCGGUGUGGACGCACUGGUCAUGCCGGUCGCACCCACGCCCGCGUUCCGUAUCGGGGAGAAGACGGACGACGCUGUGGACAUGCUGCUGGAGGACGUAAUGACGAUCCCACCCAGCUUGGCUGGGCUGCCCGCUCUGUCCGUGCCAUGCGGCAUGGCUCGCGGCUUGCCGGUCGGACUGCAAGUGGUCGGGCCGUUUAUGCGCGAGGAGGCCGUGUUGCGGGUGGGGCAUGCGUUUCAGCUAGCAACGAAUUUCCAUGAGAGCGUUGCGGACGUGGCGAAGGGAGUGACAGCCGUCGGAGGGUGAUGGCCGUUUGAGGGUGACAGCCGUCAGAUAGUGACGGCUCAUAGUGGACAGGCGGGAGAUAUUUUGGGUGGAAUGAUCUUUUAUUCUCUUUGACUGACGACUGCGGGAGAGGGCAUGUCCGACGCGCUGGCAUGCAAUACCGGACACGACCGCUUUUCUUGUUGGUGGAGACGUGAAGGAGCGUUACCCGCAACAAAUUAGGGUGGAAAAGAGAGUGUUUUGUUGAUGUUGGCGUGCGACGGAUGGUAAAGACUGUAUUGCUAAGUACAGAGUCGAAUCAAGCAGUAGCAGCAAAUACGCUUUGUAAAUCUGCAGCAUAACUAACUACAGUAGAUCAAUGAUUAUGCUGGUAAGCUGUCCGGUAGGAA